UGCUUUGCUGUCGGCAUUAGUGAGAGUUCCGGAAUCUCAGGAAUUUGGGCUGUUCGUCUCCUCAACCUCCUGCGCUAGCGAACUCAAGAUUUUCUGCGACUGAAAGGUUUGGUUCGAGCUCAAAAUGUCUCAAGCUGAUAAAAUGAAGCAAGGGCAGUUAACAAACCCAGAGACUCCUGGGUAUGUGGGAUUUGCGAAUUUGCCAAAUCAGGUACAUCGGAAAUCAGUAAAAAAGGGCUUUGAGUUCACUCUCAUGGUGGUGGGUGAGUCGGGUUUGGGGAAGUCCACGCUGAUCAACAGUUUGUUCCUCACUGAUCUCUACCCAGAGAGGGUCAUUCCUGGUGCUGCAGAGAAGAUUGAGCGCACGGUUCAGAUCGAGGCCUCAACUGUGGAGAUUGAGGAGCGUGGAGUGAAGCUGCGUCUCACUGUGGUCGACACGCCUGGAUACGGUGAUGCCAUCAACAGCCAGGACUGUUUUAACACCAUUAUCUCCUACAUCGAUGACCAGUUUGAGCGCUACCUGCAUGACGAGAGUGGACUCAACCGCAGGCACAUAGUGGACAACCGUGUGCACUGCUGCUUCUACUUCAUUUCCCCUCUGGGUCACGGGAUGAAGCCUCUAGAUGUCCAAUUCAUGAAGGCCAUUCACAACAAAGUGAAUGUCGUUCCUGUUAUUGCUAAAGCAGAUACGCUGACACUGAGGGAGAGAGAGAGACUCAAGCGCAGGAUUCUGGAUGAAAUCGAUGAGCAUGGCAUCAAGAUCUAUCACCUCCCUGAUGCUGAGUCUGAUGAGGAUGAAGAUUUCAAAGAGCAGACCCGGAUUCUCAAGACCAGCAUACCGUUUGCCGUGGUGGGAUCCAACCAGCAGAUCGAGGCUAAGGGGAAGAAAGUGAGAGGGCGUUUGUACCCAUGGGGUGUGGUGGAGGUAGAAAACCCAGAACACAAUGACUUCCUCAAACUUCGCACCAUGCUAAUCACCCACAUGCAGGACCUGCAAGAAGUCACUCAGGACCUUCACUAUGAGAACUUCCGCUCAGAGCGCCUCAAACGGGGCGGCAGGUUGUCCUCCCAUGGUUACAUUCUGCCUUUGUCGCCUGCGUACGUACUGCUCUGCUUGCCUUUCUCCACCUCCUCCCUCGACAUCCAUGAAAAAAAUCAGAGCUUUCUGAGGCGGAUGCAGGAGAUGAUCGCUAAGAUGCAGGCGCAGAUGCAGAAACAGGGAGAGGGAGAUGGAGACAGCCCACACCUGUGAGAAACACGAUGCAGACCUGAGGAGAGACCGGUCCUUAGCUCAUCUUGCUUGCCAUUUUCUUAGUUUCUUUCACUCUUGUAUGAUUUAAUGUUUUUUGUCAAAUUGUUUUUAAGCAGUAUUAAGUGUUUUGU
This is a messenger RNA of Sinocyclocheilus rhinocerous, 1383 nucleotides long. RefSeq names its product septin-2B-like. The coding region runs from base 125 to 1252 and encodes 375 amino acids. Gene Ontology annotation, molecular function: GTP binding. The record is from RefSeq and is a predicted model, not a curated record. Gene Ontology annotation, biological process: cell division. The transcript has 12 exons. Lineage: Eukaryota; Metazoa; Chordata; Actinopteri; Cypriniformes; Cyprinidae.